AUGGCAGAAGAGAAAGAGAGGCGGAGUGGCGAAAGCCCGAGGACGACUGAGCCUGUAUUGCCAUCUGUCAAUGCUAUCGAGAAACCAGAGCCACAGCAGCCAUCGCUGCACCCUGCUUUCUACGUGGUCUUCAGUGGUGGUGUUAUCCUUUUCAACAAGUACCUUCUGGAUACUAUGGGUUUCAGAUUUCCAAUUGUCCUUACAACAUGGCACAUGGCUUUCGCAACCAUAAUGACCCAAAUCCUCAGCCGAACGACGACACUCAUUGACGGACGAAAAACUGUAAAAAUGACUGGCAAGGUCUAUCUCAGGGCCAUUCUGCCUAUUGGUUUCUUCUUCUCCCUCAGUUUGAUCUGUGGAAACCAAGCAUACCUCUACCUCUCUGUUGCUUUCAUCCAGAUGUUGAAGGCUUGCAUGCCAGUCGCAGUUCUGGUUACAUCAUGGGUAUUGGCCGUCGCGCCUGUCGACUUCAAACAACUGGGCAAGGUCAUCUUCAUUGUCAUUGGUGUUAUCAUUGCUUCCUUUGGAGAGAUCAGAUUCGAUUUGACAGGAUUUCUUUGGCAAGCCGGUGGUAUCAGCUUUGAAGCCACACGAUUGGUCAUGGUUCAGCGCCUGUUGAGCUCUGCUGAGUUUAAGAUGGAUCCGCUUACCAGCUUGUACUAUUUCGCGCCAGUGUGCGCUGUGAUGAAUGGCGUCGUGUCGCUAUUCACCGAGAUCCCGAGGAUGUCUAUGCAGAACAUCUACGACAUUGGUUUCCCGAUCCUCAUUGCGAACGCCAUGGUCGCGUUCCUUCUCAACGUUUCAGUUGUCUUCUUGAUUGGAAAGACUUCCUCCCUCGUUUUGACACUCUGCGGUGUGCUCAAGGACAUCCUCCUGGUCGCUGCGAGUAUGCUAAUCUGGGGCACUCCUGUCUCCGCAACACAGUUUUUCGGUUAUGGCAUUGCUUUGGGUGGCCUCAUGUACUACAAGCUAGGCGCUGACCAGGUCAAGCAAUACUUCGGACAAGCAGGACGAUCCUGGCAAGAGUUUGGUCAGAACAAGCCCGUCAUGCGCAAAGUCGUGGUUUUCGGCCUUGUAUUAUUCGUCAUGUUCGUUCUACUCGGUGGGCUUGCUCCAACAUAUGCUCCUCAACAGACUGGCAAGCUACGUGAUUACAUGGGGUUUAAUGCUGGAGGUGUUGUCAACAGCCGUCCUUGA
Molecule: messenger RNA, 1197 nt
Organism: Lithohypha guttulata
Lineage: Eukaryota; Fungi; Ascomycota; Eurotiomycetes; Chaetothyriales; Trichomeriaceae
Exons: 7
Coding region: 1-1197 (398 amino acids)
Cellular component (GO): Golgi apparatus; trans-Golgi network; endosome
Molecular function (GO): antiporter activity
Source: RefSeq, a predicted model, not a curated record